Molecule: messenger RNA, 792 nt
Organism: Zerene cesonia (dogface butterfly)
Lineage: Eukaryota; Metazoa; Arthropoda; Insecta; Lepidoptera; Pieridae
Exons: 6
Coding region: 1-792 (263 amino acids)
Source: RefSeq, a predicted model, not a curated record
AUGUAUCUAAAUCAAAUUACAGAUCUAGCGUUUUAUGAAGAUUUGAAAACGAAAUAUUCAAGCGAUGCAUAUGAGCCAGUUACAACGUCUAUGAAGGAAUCCAUAUCGAAGAAUAUAAAUUGCGACGAAUUUUCAGAUUACGCGCUAAAUUGUACAAUAGAAGCGGCCAUGAUGUAUAAUUCCAGUAGAAUGACGCCGCCAGUGCCGACUAAGAUCGGUGAUUGGUGUAGAGCAAUAAAGCAUCUGAUAAGCUGCGCGAUAGAUUGGAAUGUGGAUUGCAAAGACGUCACUGAGAGCCACUUCAACGAAGAUAGCAUUAAGGGCCAUAUACACGUCGCCAAUAAUGUUUGCGACGAUGAAUGGUUAUUGUUACGCUACGAGGAGUUAUCGGAGUGUAUUGAUAGCACUCAAGACCCUUGGGAGGCUUGCUACAAGGCGUUCAAGAAAUCCGUCGAAGAACAAAAGAAUACGACUCACGAGUGGACGCAUUAUGAUGUUCAUUUUAACCUGUGCUGUACCAGGGCCAGAUUCAGACGUUGCACGCUGGAGGCGCUGUUCGACCUACCAACCAGUUGCACUCACAACCAAGCGGUGACAUUGCAGAAGUUCUCGGUCAUUGUGUCUGAAGGGGGCGUGUAUCAGGACUGUGACCGCAACAUGAUGUAUCCCAAUUGCCCCGGUGGCGACCCACGGCCCACUGGCAAAAUGCUGCGUCGGUUGUCUUAUGAGUCUUCGGUGCUUCGCCCCUCCGUGCCGCAGCACGUACUCCGUCCACUAGAUGGCACGCUCUAG